Molecule: messenger RNA, 543 nt
Organism: Knipowitschia caucasica
Lineage: Eukaryota; Metazoa; Chordata; Actinopteri; Gobiiformes; Gobiidae
Source: the annotation of a GenBank genome assembly
AUGAGUACCCCCCCCCCCCCCCUCGAGAUAUGGAGUUACGAACGGAGAGGUGUAGCAACAUCCACACCAUACAAAGGAGAGGGCACAGCAAAACCUGGACCACCAGUAUCGAGUCUUACAGACUCUUCGGAUCAUGACAGGGGUAAAGAAAUGGUCCUUUCAGGUGUAGAGGAGUUGAUCACAGCAAGUGAAAAAGUUGACGUGCUUGAAUCAAGUAUGCACUCGUUGGCAAUUUCUGAAAAACAUGAUGACGACCUAGAGGCUGCUAAUGAUUUGCAGAAUAGUAUGAUUGAGAUGGAGGAAGCUGUUUGCUGGGAAGAUGACGACUCUGAUGAGGAUUAUGUUCCUUUCCUCUAUCUACGAUCUACUGGAGCUUCAAGGGCAGAAAUUGACAAGCUUCCUGAAAUACACAUAGAUGAGGCUGUGCUGGAUGUAGAGGAGGUGCCCAUAUUGCCUGAAGAAGAUCAACACAUUCCUUUGUACUUGGUGAUGGCAGAAUGGACUCCCCUGGCCACUGUGCACAAUUUUGUACAUACACUAUGA